Molecule: messenger RNA, 2309 nt
Organism: Chenopodium quinoa (quinoa)
Lineage: Eukaryota; Viridiplantae; Streptophyta; Magnoliopsida; Caryophyllales; Amaranthaceae
Exons: 9
Coding region: 396-941 (181 amino acids)
Source: RefSeq, a predicted model, not a curated record
CAAAACCGGGUUUCAUUAUUUUGAGUAGGGGAAAAGAAAGGUUGAAGCAGAGAAGAAGGGGGAAGAGGGAGAACAGCUACGACGGUCGCUGCUUCGCCGUUGUUCCCACCGACGACCUGUCUCCGGCCAGCGACGCUACACACAGACCACCGUCGCCGGAUUCCCCUCCAGGCCGUCUCCCCUUUGCUUUCCGACGAUUGUAUCAAGGGCGUACGUCACCGGUUUCCUCCUUCUAUCUUAGCCUCCUCCGUCUUCCGUCGACUGUAAUCAGCUCCAUCGUCGCCGGAUUCCUCUUCUGCCCUUCCCUCCUCCUUUUUCUGUGUUUUUCCAUCGCCCCUACUAGGACCACCUUCGUCGCCGCCUCUGCUUUUCCGGUCAACUCCUCCGCUGUUGUCAUGGCCGGUGGUGGUCGUCGGAAGCUAGGACAUUCCACCCCGAGAGAAUUGUUUCCGUCGACAAGCCAUGAAAAUAUGAAAACUUCUCCGGAAGUUACCCCAUCCCCUAAGCCAUGUGUAGGUGGUUCUGGGACAUCUACUCAGGUUCCUGAGACGCAAGAUGGUAACUCUCUCAUGGGUGAGGUUCCUACCCCCGUUGCGAGAAGGACUUUGCACCCGACGGGGUUAUGGUUCGAUGAUAACACCGUGAGCACCUCCAUUACAAAUAUUUUUCAAGCACAUUGGCUCAAACCAUGGCUUAACUAUGAAAUGGUUGACAAGGUUACUAAGACCCACUGGUGGAACUCGUUUACGAAACAAUACCUUUGGAAUGCUGAUCUUGAUGCCCUCGUGAAGAAGGAGUAUGAAAAGAAGGCACAUAAGAGGCUAAAAGAGAUUACAUACAAUGUUUCGGUCAGAAACAAGUCAGUUCCCAGAUGGAUGGGAGAGUGUAUGUUUGAGCGAAUUAUGGAGAAAAGAAAGGAUCCGGUUUUUCUAGAGAGGUAAGAAAAAGCAAAGAAGAACAGGAGGGGUGGCUCCCUGUCCAAUCCAAUUCAGCCGUUACACUUCCAAGGUUCUAUCUCUGCAUCAAAGCAUGCAAAGAAAAUGGCUUAGAAAGCCGGUGGAGUGCUUCCAACUGCUCCUGAAGUGUUCCUAAAGACACAUUUCAAGGAAGUUCCUGGAAAAGGAAAAGUUGCGGCUAACAAGAGGGCACAACAAAUCUCGGUAACACAUCUAACUUUGGAAACUAAUGAAAUUAUUUUUUAAGGAAGCAAGCAAAACAUAGGCACUUAUACUUGUGAUUUGAAAUUUGAGGCACCUAACUUUGGAAACUAAUGUGUUUUUUGAAUGAAAAAUUCUUAGAUUAUAUCAAAAAUAAAGAAAAUGGGUAAGUUAGAAGGCCAUUUAAGCUAUUUUAGCCAAGUUGUGAACCUAUAGCCUUGUAAAUGCUUGAAAAUGUAUAAGAUUAACCAAUUUGAACCUAUAAACAUGUUUUUAUUCUAAAUAUGAGUUGUUUGAAUGACAAAGUCUUAGAAUAUAUCAAAAACAAAGAAAAUAGGUAAGUUAGAAGGUCAUUUAAGCCAUUUUAGCCAAGUUGUGAACCUAUAGCCUUGUAAAUGCCUGAAAAUGUCUAUGAUUAACCAAUUUGAACCUAUAAACAUGUUUUGUAUGCUAAAUAUGAGUUGUUUGAAUGACAAAGUCUUAGAAUAUAUCGAAAACAAAGAAAAUGGGUAAGUUAGAAGGCCAUUUAAGCCAUUUUAGCCAAGUUGUGAACUUAUAGCCUUGUAAAUGCUUGAAAAUGUCUAUGAUUAACCAAUUUGAACCCAUAAACAUGUUUUGUAUGCUAAAUAUGAGUUGUUUGAAUUACAAAGUCUUAGAAUAUAUCAAAAACAAAGAAAAUGGGUAAGUUAGAAGGUCAUUUAAGCCAUUUUAGCCAAGUUGUGAACCUAUAGCCUUGUAAAUGCUUGAAAAUGUCUAUAAUUAACCAAUUUGAACCUAUAAACAUGUUUUGUAUGCUAAAUAUGAGUGUUUUAAUGACAAAGUCUUAUAAUAUAUCAAAAACAAAGAAAAUGGGUAAAUUAGAAGGCCAUUUAAGCCAUUUUAGCCAAGUUGUGAACCUAUAGCCUUGUAAAUGCUUGAAAAUGUCUAUGAUUAACCAAUUUGAACCUAUAAAAAUGUUUGGUAUGCUAAAUAUGAGUUUUUUGAAUGACAAAGUCUUAGAAUAUAUCAAAAACAAAGAACAUGGGUAAGUUAGAAGGCCAUUUAAGCCAUGUUAGCCAAGUUGUGAACCUAUAGCCUUGUAAAUGCUUGAAAAUGUCUAUGAUUAACUAAUUUGAACCUAUAAACAUGUUUUUUAUGCUAAAUUUGAGUUGU